This is a messenger RNA of Nestor notabilis (Kea), 1622 nucleotides long. RefSeq names its product cadherin 13 (gene CDH13). Gene Ontology annotation, biological process: cell morphogenesis; calcium-dependent cell-cell adhesion; homophilic cell-cell adhesion. Gene Ontology annotation, cellular component: catenin complex; plasma membrane; adherens junction. The annotation marks the transcript as partial. Gene Ontology annotation, molecular function: calcium ion binding; cadherin binding. Lineage: Eukaryota; Metazoa; Chordata; Aves; Psittaciformes; Psittacidae. The record is from RefSeq and is a predicted model, not a curated record. The transcript has 6 exons.
UUUCUAGCUUCGGUAAAGGAGGGAGUCACAGGUGUAAUAGUAAACUUAACCGUUCGUGACCAAGAUGACCCAGCAACUGGAGCAUGGAGAGCUGUCUACACCAUUAUUAAUGGAAAUACAGGGCAGAGUUUUGAAAUCCAUACCAAUCCCCAGAAUAAUGAGGGAAUGCUUUCAGUUGUCAAACCUUUAGACUACGAGAUUUCAGCAUUUCACAGGCUGAUGAUCAAAGUGGAAAAUGAAGACCCACUGAUUCCAGACAUAGCGUAUGGCCCCAGUUCCACAGCAACAGUUCAGAUCACUGUUGAGGAUGUGAAUGAAGGCCCAGUUUUCCACCCAAACCCAAUGAGAGUGACAAAACAAGAAAACAUUCCUAUUGGCAGUAAGGUGUUAACGGUAAAUGCCACAGAUCCAGACACUUUGCAACAUCAGACUAUCAGAUAUUCGAUUUACAAGGAUCCAGCAGGCUGGCUAGAAAUCAACCCUACGAAUGGUACCAUUACUACCACUGCUGCCCUGGAUCGGGAAUCUCUUCAUGUUCAGAAUGACACAUACACGGCUCUCUUUCUGGCAAUUGACAAUGGUCACCCUCCUGCUACAGGUACAGGAACUUUACACAUUACCUUGGGGGAUGUCAAUGACAAUGUCCCAUCCCUUUACCCAACACUGGCAAAAGUUUGUGAUGAUGCGAAAGAUCUCAGGGUAGUGGUACUCGGAGCAACAGACAAAGACCUUCCUCCCAACACAGAUCCAUUCAAAUUUGAACUGAGUAAGCAAUCUGGCCCAGAAAAAAUGUGGAGACUUGCCAAGCUUAAUGAUACUCAUGCCCAGGUCAUCCUGCUUCAAAACCUGAAGAAGGCCAAUUACAACAUCCCAAUCUCAGUGACAGAUUCUGGGAAUCCGCCUCUGACUAACAACACAGAGCUGAAAUUGCAAGUGUGUGCCUGCAAGAAAUCCAAAAUGGAUUGCAGUGCAACCGAUGCCCUUCAUAUCAGCAUGACCCUUAUCCUUCUUUCGCUCUUCAGCUUGCUUUGUCUGUAAGAACUCCUGAAAUUUGAAGCUGUCGUACCGAGUUGCCAUGACAACAAGAAAAGAGAAACCAUCAGAUCUGAAGAUUGCAGUUUUCACUUACUUUCUUCACUACUAGGCCUCAGUUGCUCCAAAUUCAGUUUAAUUUGCAGCCUCACUUACUCUGUCUGACUGUAUAUUGGUGUUUGACAGCCUUUAACUUACCUGCCAUUUGUUAACGUAUCCGUCUUGCAAGAUGCAAGGCUGAUGCGAAAUUUCUCUGAAUGUUACAAGACCAGGAUAUCUAAACUGGAGUUUGGGGGAACAGAAAACAGAUUGACUUAGUUUUUUCUCUAUCUAUCUGUUGACUUGUUGCUAUUGAACCGUUCAGAAAAUAUUUUGUCUGUGGGUUAGUAUUUGUAUAUGUAUGAGUGUAUGUAUAUACAUAUAUAUUUAUAUAGAGAGAAGAGUUAUACCACAGGUUUAGCUUUUGUAAAAUAUUCAUCUGGAGUGGACAAGGGAUAAUACAGCUACAGAUGAAUUGUAACUGUUCUAUCGUAGCUAAACCUACCAUGUUUGCUGUUUCGAGUGUGGCCAGAAAGGGAGAGCCUAUUGCA